Colius striatus (speckled mousebird) is the source of this 3617-nucleotide messenger RNA. It is a transcript of the gene FYTTD1, whose product is annotated as forty-two-three domain containing 1. Lineage: Eukaryota; Metazoa; Chordata; Aves; Coliiformes; Coliidae. The record is from RefSeq and is a predicted model, not a curated record. The coding region runs from base 795 to 1664 and encodes 289 amino acids. Gene Ontology annotation, molecular function: mRNA binding. The transcript has 6 exons. Gene Ontology annotation, biological process: mRNA export from nucleus.
ACCAAGUCUGCUUUCUGAGCUGUUCUUGACAAUUUUCCAUAGUGAGUCUUGUUUGACAGGACUGGGAAGAUAGUAGGUACUAGCUCUAGUAAUACACUCAAGACAACCAUAUGUAUGAAGUUCUAGGAAUCUGGAAGCUGGGCAGGAAACAGACAUGGUCUUGGUGUAAAACCAGAUACUUGUUAGCAUGUAGAGCACUCAGGAGGUAGCUCUGUUUGUGAGCACCUGGUAUUCUGCCAUCACGUAAGUCAUAGGCAGCCUAUAUGGAAACGGCAAACGUGGACUUCAGUGGCUUUGAAGUGACAGCCCUGGUUUAGUGAACUUUCUAAGUAAAAUGUGUUUGUGGAAGGUGGUGCCAUCUUCAGUUUCGUGGAAGCUAUUGCAUGGGGGUUUUGUGCUGGAAUUAACAUGUCUGUUAUAAACUGCAUCUUGACUAGUCUCCGUGGUUAAAAUUUUCACUAUGUGACUGUUGUGAAAACUAAGCAAACUUUCAUCAUGCAUAUCAAGAUUGCUUCUUGUUUGGCACCUCUACAAUCACUUCUUAAGAAGAAGAAGAAGCUGGAAGAGGAGGGUUCUUCCUGUUGCUUCUUGUUCUACCUUUCCUUCUUUUCUGAGUGGUGGUGGUGCAAGGAGUUGGAAGAGAGAGAGAAGGGAGCAUAUGGACUCCCAAGAUCAGUGAGGGAAGAGAGGAGGAGUUGUGCUGGAGCAGAGACUCCCCUCAUCCUGUGGAGAAAAGUGGUGAAGCAGAGAUUUGUUUGCACUUCGUAAAAGACCCUGCGUCAGGGGCAGUGAUUAUGCCCAGAAGAGGCCACGUCCCGUGUAAGGGACCCUGUGUUUUCAGAAGCCGUAACUGUGGGGAAGAACCCAUGCCAAAGAAGUUCAUUAGUACUAUGCCCAGAGAAGGCCGUGUUCCGCAUGAAGGACCCCAUAGUUGCAGAAGCAACUAUGUAACUAUUGGGAAGAACCCCUGGCAGAGACGUUUGUUGAGGACUGUGUCCCAUGGGAGGGACCCUGUAUCAGAGCAGGGGAAGAAUAUGAGGAGUCGUCCUCAUCUGAGAAGACAGAAGCGGCAGAGCCCAUCUGUGAGAGACCGAUCACGUCCCCUACUCUCUACGCCCCUGAGCCUUUGCCGGGGAGGAGGUAAAGAUAUCAGGAGCAGUGAGCUGGGCCCAGGAAGAAAGGAGAAAUGGGGGAGAGAGAUCUUUAGGAAUAACACGCCAUCAGCUUUUGCCAGAAUUGGAAACAAACUAAGUCAGCAGAAAGACACUCGUCAAGCAACUUUCCUAUUCAGAAGGGGCCUGAAGGUGCAGGCCCAAGUGCAGUCACCAGAUGAUCUUGAUAAUCAGACAGUAAAAAGAACUCGUCAAUGGCGAACUUCUACCACGAGCGGAGGGAUUCUGACUGUAUCCAUUGAUAACCCAGGAGCAAUCAUAACCCCAAUUUCCCAGAAAUUACGUUUAACUCGUAAUCCUGUGCCACCAUUUCUGAUGAAGAGGGACCAGUCUCAAGAGAAGAAGAUUCCCAAAGGAGUUCCAUUGCAGUUUGAUAUUAAUAGUGUUGGGAAACAGACAGGGAUGACAUUGAAUGAACGUUUUGGGAUCCUGAAGGAGAAAAGAACAGCGCUGUCUCAGAACAAAGGAAGUCGUUUUGUAACAGUGGGCUAACCCAACAGAUGGACUUGAGCACUGAUCCCACCUACCUAAGAAACUGAAAUAAAAGUGGGCGGAAGAAUACAGCAUACGUCACUCAAAUGCUCCUGGCUUCUUGCUGAGAUGGUGGCAGUACUAUCUAUCUUUGUUAUUUUUCCUUUGAAUGGUAAAAGACAUGAUGCCCUGAGAGGGGGAGAGUGAGGAAACUGAUCUGUUGGAGCGGCACCAUCACCUGGUUGGAAAAGGUUCUGUUGCCCGCCUGAUGACAAAUAUGGAUUUUGAUUCGUCUUGCAACCAAAACACAAACAUGAUUUUUAAAAGUUGGGGUUUUGUUUCUUGUUUAGGAGUGCUCAGUGUCUCUUUUUUGACCCCUCUGUUAUGGUAAAGAUUGUGUGUUUUGUUACAGAUGGCGUUUUAGGGUGUUUUAGGGGCUGCCUGUGAACUUUCCUUUGGACUGCAGUUUGGCAUCAAGCCUCAGUCCAUGAAUACUUUGGUAGUGAUGUAGUGGCAUUUUUCAUGGGAGCAUUGGUUGUAUUUCUUUGUGCUUUUUAAGUUCAAUUCUUUUUUUUCCUUUCUUGAAAACUGAAUGGUUUACAUCCUCACUCUCACAAAUAAAGCUGUUAGCUGAGACCUCAAAUAUGUAAUUGGAGUGGAGACUAUUCUACUCUUAAAAGUGGUCCAGAUCAUAUUGGAGGAAUACUGGACAGACAAUAUGAAAGUAAUUUAUAUUGCAAAUAGCUCAAGUUCAUCUUCCUCCUCUGUAAACAGAGUAUGUCUGUGUCCUAUUUUUUUCCUCAACUUUUGCUUUCUGUUUCUUUUUCUAAGUUGUUUGGCGCUUUUUUUUUUUCCCACAAACUUAAUGCAAUAACUUCAUAUUUUGGAAUAAUUUCAUAGGAAUAAAUACAACAGUUCAGAAGAAAGUCUGGUAGAGUUCCUUAACCUCCCAGACACAGGAUUCUCAUCUUGCAUACCUUAGCCCAGAGGGUUUUUUCUGGCUCUUACAAGUUGCCAGAGGCAAGCAAUCUAAUGGCACUUCUUUGUACAUACCAAAGAGAGGCAAGAUGUGAAGCUGAACAGAAGUGGGCAGACAUCUCAAAACUGGCUGAAACUGGGGAACGUUCCUGAAGGAGGGCCCUCAGUUUGUCAGGAUGUGUAAGGCACUAAGCAGCAGCAUGUAGUCAGCUGCUUUAAGCUUAACUUUGUGCAUCAGAAUCUGCAGGGUGGUGACAACUGGGGCAUCCUCAGUCUGAAUUUAUAUCAUCCCUAAAACAGAGGUACCUGUUCAGAAUUGCUUCCAGACCAGGAACUGGUGAACUUAAUGGUAAUCUAUAGCAAUGAGGUUUAGGUACAGUCAGGUAAAUGAAUGCUUGGCUUGCUGCAUCCAGAAAUGUUUAGGGUGUUUGAAGUGGGUUUAAUUCCUUUUAUUCUUGAAGAAUUAACAUUUGGCUUAGUACAGAACUGGUUCCCUUGCAUUUUUAUCUCAAAUUCCAAGUUAACUAGCAUUUACCAGGAACUUCAACGUUGAAGAGCGUUUGACAGCAGAACUUUUGUUUCUACAGCAGUUUUAAAGUCAGUGCAUCCUGAUGCUAUAUAGAACUUAAACCCUUGUUUUUAAUGAUUAAAAAAUAUAUCUUAGCAGAAGCAAACUAUAUGUAAUAGCGUUAAGGGUUUGUUCUUAAUUACUAGUAGGUCUUUUUCAAUGUCCCACUGUUAGAACUGCAGUAGGUGAAGCGUUGUCAGUCAUCCUGUUUCCCUGUAUUAUAUUUUCCAUGUACAAGGAUGCAACAAAAAAAUUCUUUUGCAUCAACAUAGAUGCAAAACAUUGAUGCAAUGCAUCAAAAAAUGCUAGUUUGUAUUUAAUGAGAAGAUGCUUUACACUGUACCUUUUGGUAUUUUUUGGAGACGUUACUACAUUUGAUCUAUUCUGAAGCUGUUAAUUUUUUUUUUAAAUAAAAAAAUUACAGGUUU